Molecule: messenger RNA, 5950 nt
Organism: Homarus americanus (American lobster)
Lineage: Eukaryota; Metazoa; Arthropoda; Malacostraca; Decapoda; Nephropidae
Product: insulin-like growth factor 1 receptor
Exons: 23
Coding region: 66-4691 (1541 amino acids)
Biological process (GO): positive regulation of kinase activity; cell surface receptor protein tyrosine kinase signaling pathway; multicellular organism development
Cellular component (GO): signaling receptor complex
Molecular function (GO): transmembrane receptor protein tyrosine kinase activity; ATP binding; protein binding
Source: RefSeq, a predicted model, not a curated record
ACCCCGGAGCAGUGUGCCCACGUGAGUGUGAGGGAGGGUGUGUGGGCGGGGUGUGCUGCCAUGAGAUGUGUGUGGGCGGCUGCUCCUCCCCUCACAACGCCUCCGCCUGCGUCGCUUGCAGACAUGUAGCCCAGGCCGGGGUGUGCAUCCGCGCCUGUCCCGCCUCCGCCUACCAGGUGGGUGAGGAGUGCGUGGAGCAGGAGGAGUGUAAGUCCAGGGGGCUCCUGCUGAUGGUGUCCACGGGGGAAUGUGUGAAGACCUGUACUUCCCCCAAUCAUCAUAAGAAGGGCGCCUACUGCUACCCCGUCCGUGAGUGUUCCGACAUCGCCUACGUCAGGAGCAUCGGUGAGGCCCAGCUUCUCCAACACUGUACCUCCGUCGACGUCCUUAUCAUCUCCCUACCUGGUGGAGAAAACGUGGAGAGGGAGCUAAAGCAACACCUGGCUAACAUACAGGAGAUACGAGGGUACCUGAAGAUCCUGAGGACGAACAUCACCUCCGUCAGUAUACUCCCCAACCUCAAACGUAUCCGUGGAGAGGAACUGGAGUAUAACAGAUCCCUGGUGGUGGUGGAGAACCCUAACCUCUACAACCUCACCUCCUGGGUCCUCCACGGCCACAACUUCACCAUCGACCAGGGAGAUGUGUUCUUCCAAGGCAACCCGCGUCUGUGUCUCCGGCAGAUCAACACCUUUCUAUCAGGAGUGAAUCUGACGCAGGAGUCUCAGUUAUACGCGUCUAAAUCUAAUGGUCGGGAUCCUGAGUGUGACUUGACGCUGCUGGAGGUGAAGGUGAGGGCGUCUCCAGUCUAUGGCACCCUGAUGCUUACUAUAGAGGUCCUCCCUGCAAAUCUCCUGCCCUCCGUCGACGCUUACUACGUUAACUACAGGAAGGCGCCAACUAACGUUACCCUCCAACAGGAUCCUUGUUCUGCCAGCCAGGGGUGGUCGGUGGUGGAGGUGCAACGGGAGGUAGCGGGUGGUAGGAGGCUGGAGGUGGAGGUAGGAGGCUUGACACCCAAUACUCGCUACGCCCUCUACGUCAAGACCCACAGUCCCCUCCUGGCUGCUAACGGCACCAGGUCCUCCCUCGUCUACGCCACCACCAGUUCCUUCAACCCUAGCGAGGCCGUGGGCGUGCGAUGGGCGUCCAGUAGCGACUCUACCCUAGAUGUAUGGUGGGAGCCGCCCCGCUACCCACACGGUGUAGUCGACCACUACCUGGUGACCGCCCUCAUGCUCCCCUCCCCCCGGACCCUCCCUGGCCACCUCAACCUCUGCAGCUCACUAAGUGUUCAGGGAAGCCUCGGAAGAAUAUCGGAGGAGAUAAAGUCGAGAAGGACGUCCUCUCUGGAAGCUAAGAUGAGGUGGGAGGAAGAGGAAGGAUCGGGGCAGGAGAAAAGAGGGGAGAAGAAGGAAGGGGAGGAGGUGUGUGGGGCGACCUCUGACCAUACCUGCUGCACCUGUGACCACCAGCAGGAGGAAGAUGAUGACCACACACAACACAACACUCAGGCAGACUUUGAGGAACAUAUACUCAAGGGUGUUGGCAUUGAAAACAUACACGAGGAAGGGGGACGUCCCUAUCCUGGCUGGGAAACACGAGGCUCAGUUCUCAGCAGCACUCAGCACUCACCAGUUCAUACUACCAGUGCUGAGAACCUGCAUGGCGCCCCUUACACCCUACAGGACCCUCCUCGUCUUAUACUACCGCCUAACACCUACAUCACAGACGAUCAGUUGAUCUCCUACGGUGGAGUGUUCCGGGGAUCGCUGACGGGUGGUGAGGGGCUCCAGCUGCAGGUACCCGUCGGCCAUGGCUUCUUCAGCAACAACAGCGUCAGGGUCGUGGGAGUGAGUGAGGGAGGAAGGACGCAGACAGUGGCUCGGUACCAGCUGCACGACCCUCGCCUCCUACACGACGCUGUCUCUCCCUACACUAACGGUACCUUGGUAAUGGUACAACGAGGGACCCGGGAGCCACGCAUAACCUUACACCACCUGCGUCACUUCUCAACUUACCUGGUAGGAGUAGUAGCCUGCCUUCCGCCCACCACCUGCACCUCCACGCCCACACCUACACCCACUAACACCCCCACGGCAGAAGUAGUCGUCCAGUGCAAGUUGUGUUCCAGUGUAGCCGCCUUCACCGCCGCCACCACCUCCGUCAGUACCUCAGCGGACGUGGUGCCGACGGGGUCACUACUCGCCGUCCCUUACAACACCUCCUCCUCCGUCACCUUCUCCUGGCGGCCUCCACACUCACCCAAUGGCGUCGUCGUCUCCUACCACCUCCAGUACACCACCGGAGAGCGGCAGAAGACGAAGUGUAUCAGCCAACGGGAGUAUGAGGCAGGAGGAAGGCAGACGGUAGUGAGGGAUCUGCCACCAGGUAAUUAUACCAGCAGUGUGAGGGUGAGGACUACGGCAGGCUACGGCUCCUACUGCCCACCUGUCCUCUUCUUCCUGCCGGACAGGAAGUUACCAAAGGAGGGUGGCGUGGUGUGGUGGAUGACUGUGGUGGUGGUAGUGGUGGUAGUGGUGGUGGUCGUGGUAAGCAGUGUGGUGGUAUGGUGGUGGCGACGCUCUCACACCAUCCCCAAUUACCUCAAGUAUUAUGAUGAUAAUCGCUUCUAUAAAGAAGGUUUCGGCCCUUCAGAGAUAUUCCGCGAGGAGUUCAUCCUAUGGAGGGACAACCUGAAGGUGCUGAGAGAUGAGCCACUUGGCCACGGAUACUUCGGGAUGGUGUUCGUGGGGGAGCUGAAGACCGGAGGAGGAAACAGAAGCAGUAGCAGUAGGAGGGUGGCAGUCAAGACCCACCAUGACACGUAUUCCGUCGAGGAUAUAUCUCAAUUCUUAAAAGAAGCCUCUAACAUGCAGAACAUCGACUGCCAUCACGUGGUGCGCCUGUUGGGUGUGGUGGGGGACUACUCGCCUGCGUACGUGGUGAUGGAACUCAUGCAGAACGGAGACCUCAAGACCUUCCUCAGGAAACACAACAGAAGCUUCCUCAGCGACCAGAAAGUGCUGCAGAUGGCGGUGGAGGCGGCAGACGGGAUGGCGUAUCUCGCGGGGCAACAGCUGGUACACAGAGACCUGGCCGCCAGGAACUGUCUACUGGACCACAACCUCUCCCUCAAGAUCGGGGACUUCGGCCUCUCGAGGAACCUGUACAACUCCAGUUACUACAAUAGGGAGGGGAGCGGGGCGCUGCCGAUGAGGUGGAUGGCGCCAGAGAGCCUCCAGUUCAGUUUGUACAGCACCCAGAGUGACGUGUGGAGCUACGGCGUCCUCCUGUGGGAGAUGGCCACCAGGGGAGACAGGCCCUACGGGAAUAACACCAACGACGAGGUGUGCCAGCUGGUGGUGGAACAGAGAGCCACGCCGAGUCUCCCCCGACACUGCCCUACACAACUGGCCACCUUGAUGCGCCGAGCCUGGAAGUUUGAUCCUGACCAGAGACCCUCCUUCAUCGACAUCACUAGCUUCCUCCUCCAGCACGUGACCGACGACUUUAAGACGAGUUUUAAACAGGUGUCCUUCUACCACAACCGCGCCGUCCACUCCAUCAGCAGGGAGGCGGUGGGGCAGGAGGACAACACCCAGUACCUCACCAGCUGCAGCGACGAGGAUGACCUUCAGCUCUUCAGCCAACUCACCAACACCUCCGACCUCAGCAACGACAGCACACCAGAGAGGGAGGAGAGUGACUGGUGCCAACUACAGAGACAGGAGGAAAGUCUCAACUCUUGGCACCCCUGUCCCUUAUAUCUACCUGCCUCCAGCAGUGCCAACACGCACACACUCGCUAUGUUUAACACAGAGCCGCCUGGGGAAUCAAAGACCUUCUGUACUCGACCCUCUCACAGGAGGCUUCCCCGUGACCCUCUCGUCCCCAACACAGAGCCAGAAGGUUUCACGAUUGUGUGUCCCGGACCACAUAAGCCAACAGAUGAAGAGGAAAACUCAGUCACAUUCCCCCCGAUCCUCCAGUCUGUUGCGUCACAUUCUAGUCCCUCUGUUGGUGCUCCAUCUUAUCCAUCUCUAACUCCCCGAAUUAGCGGUGACGCAUUGGAAAACAGUAGCAUGGGCCCGUCUUCUGUUUCCAGUUUGCAAGUGACGACGCCAAAGGCAUAUCCAUGUGCAAGUGUAUUUCCCGCGAGUGCAUCUCUUCCCCGGCCACAGCGUAACACGUCUGUAUCGUCCGUAAAGCCUGUCAGUGCCCCAGCCACCCAUCCAGGUGUGCCCGUCCACGCUUCUCCGCCAUUGUUCUCCCCGUCUGAACGACUUUCCAAUUCACAGGAGUCCUUGUUCUCUAGUCUGGGUCAGUCUGUCAACCAGCUGUCAGCAUCUGGAACGUCAAGUAGUCCAGAUAUGAAUGUGCUGACAUAUACAGAAUUAUGUCUCUACUCUGCCGCAAGCGCACCCCUUCUUCCCUGCACCACCCUGUCAGAAGCGUCCACUAUCAUGACGCCUUCUGAACCUUUCCUGAACACACACCUUCCCUCCACCACGCCGUCACCUACCUCCGCCAGAGUAGCAGCAGCUUCAGCAGCAUCGCCUUCUUUAUCUUGUCCGUCGACGAUAUCCGUCUUCAGUGCUACAAGUGACCUUGACUCUGGCCGCCGCCGCCGCAGCAGUCGCCACCGCCACUCGUCCCUCAGGAGCGUGGCGGACACAGAGCUGCUGUGACCCAGGCCAGCACCGUCGUCUCUCCUGCCCAGAGGCUAGAGAUGAUUCCAGUUUAUCUCGCUGUUGUGGUACUGUUAAAAACAUUUCUGAGUCCCAUUGAUCUUACUGCUCACGCAAAAAGAAAAAAGAAAAAAGAAUCAAGCGCAAAAAGACAAAAUGAUGUCAUAUGGACAGUAAACAUGAUGAGAAAGACGAUUAUAUAUUGUAUAGUUUUAGGUUCUUUACGAAAACAUUACUUCAAAUAUUUCAGGGAUUUAUUUCUUGUGUUAUUGCGGAAUCCAAUUUCCGUCCCUUUGUGGUCACACAAUAAACCUUCGACCCUUUUCUAGUUUAAUGUCAGGUUAUAAGUGAGGCUGACUAUGCUGCGUGGAGGACUCUUCACCGCCACCACCACCUAGGUCCUAGGGUGUAAAGGACCUGGGUGUGUAAUGGACAACCAGGUGAAGUUUUCAGACCACUGUGAAAAGAAAGUAACGGAAAAUAAACUAAUAGGUCUUAUAAGAAGGGUGUUCACAAUCCCUCGUAACGUUCUUCAAAAGUGAUAAGUGAGGUGCCUCUCCUCUUGGAGAACUGUCACCCUGUUUGGUCCCCGAGAUAUGCUAGAGACUGUCAGUUGAUUGAAAAUAUCCAAAGGAGGACCACCCACCAGACUGGUGCCUGCACUACGGCACCUCGGUUACCCAGAGAUUAGAGCACCCUCAGUUGUCGAGCUUAUACUAUAGGUGGGCAAGGGGUGACUUAAUAGAAGUUUACAAAUACCUCCGAAGACAUUACUCAGUCGAGUGUUCGUACCCACUAGACGUCACAGCCUUAGAUUAAAGAAGCUAUAAGUACAGGGACUUGUCAGGGCAAACGUUUUUCGGAGUGAGAAUCUCUUGAAACAAUCUGCCAGAGAGUUUUGUCACGGCACCGAGUGUGAGCUCGUUCAAGACCAGACUUGACCAAUACUGGCGCAGGUACAGUUACAUUCUGUAACCAAUACAUGUCCAGUAAUUACUAACAGUGCAUAACAAAGACGUGACCGACCGCCCAAGCUGCUAGUAGGCCGAUCAGUGGCGAAGAGGAUAAAGUAAAGUAAAGUAAAGAGACUCUUGACCACCACCGAUGGACCAGUGGGAAAUCAUAAUACUUCACUAAAACGUGGACGCUGACCCCACCGUUGACACGUGGAAGUAGAGGCACUCCCGCCUGGGAAGAUAUUGGAAGCAUAAUGUGUUGUCUAAUGGUAGACCCUGCUGCCGUAUGGAAUCACAAAAAUU